Messenger RNA from Musa acuminata AAA Group (dessert banana), 1268 nucleotides. Its product is annotated as peroxidase P7-like. NCBI's taxonomy places the organism in Eukaryota, Viridiplantae, Streptophyta, Magnoliopsida, Zingiberales, Musaceae. The record is from RefSeq and is a predicted model, not a curated record. Gene Ontology annotation, molecular function: heme binding; peroxidase activity. The transcript is spliced from 3 exons. The coding region runs from base 30 to 992 and encodes 320 amino acids. Gene Ontology annotation, biological process: response to oxidative stress; hydrogen peroxide catabolic process.
CCAUUGUUGCCUUUGUAAUUUCUUCGGCCAUGGGCUCGGUCUGCAAUGACUUCCUCCUCGUGGCGGCGGUGGUGUGGGUGGUGGUGUCCAGCGGCGGAGCGCAGGCGCAGCUGUCGCCGGCGUUCUACGCGACGACGUGCCCUAACUUGCAGGGUGUGAUAAGGUCGGUGAUGACGCAGGCCGUCGGCCGGGACUCCCGCAUGGGCGCCUCCAUCCUCCGCCUCUUCUUCCAUGACUGCUUCGUCAACGGCUGCGAUGCAUCCGUCCUUCUGGAUGACACGCCGACGAUGAUCGGCGAGAAGAACGCCAUGGGCAACGCGAACUCCCUCCGCGGAUACGAGGUCAUCGACGCCAUCAAAUCCCGGGUGGAGGCGGCGUGCCGGUCGACGGUGUCCUGCGCCGACAUCCUCGCCCUCGCUGCCCGCGACGCAGUCAACCUGCUCGGAGGGCCGUCGUGGACGGUGCCGCUGGGCCGUCGAGACGCGAGGACCGCGAGCAUGGCCGCGGCGAACGCCAACCUCCCGCCGGCCUCCGACAGCAUCGGCAACCUCGUCGCUAGGUUCGCCUCCAAGGGCCUCAGCCUGCGGGACCUGACGGCGCUCUCCGGCGCGCACACCGUCGGUGCAGCGAGGUGCAGCAGCUUCCGGCCCCACGUCUACCGCGACGCCAACGUCGACCCCGGGUUCGCGAUGUUCAGGCGGCGGAUCUGCCCGGCGUCAGGCGGCGACUCCAACCUCUCCCCGCUCGACCCCACGAGCCCCAACCGCUUCGACGUCAGCUACUACCGGGACCUGAUGGCCCGGAGGGGGCUGCUGCACUCCGACCAGGAGCUCUUCAACGGCGGGCCGGCGGACAACCUUGUGCGGCUCUACAGCUCCAACGGCGGGGCCUUUAACAGGGACUUCGCGGCGGCCAUGGUGAAGAUGGGCAACAUCGGCCCCUUGACAGGGUCAGCUGGGGAGAUCAGACUUAACUGCCGGAGGGCCAACUGAGGAAGACGACGACGAUGUAAUCCUACUGCAGGAAUACAUACCGUAGAAGAAAUCUGGGUCAAAUUUAAUUAUUUAUUCAAUUAUUAAGCAUGGAAGAUAAAAAUUAUCUUAUUUGGAUUGCGAAUGUGGAAAAUGGAGUUGCUCUACUUUUCUUUCUGAGAUUAUUUAUGUCAAAUUUUAAUCCAUCAGUCAACUACUCUUGUGCUCAAAUUGCCUUCAAUUGCAUCAUUAAUUGUGACAUUUAAUUGUAUCAUCAUAUGCUCAAUUCCUCAUUCA